Messenger RNA from Thalassophryne amazonica, 944 nucleotides. Its product is annotated as cytochrome c oxidase assembly protein COX14 homolog. The transcript has 4 exons. NCBI's taxonomy places the organism in Eukaryota, Metazoa, Chordata, Actinopteri, Batrachoidiformes, Batrachoididae. The record is from RefSeq and is a predicted model, not a curated record. Bases 242 to 418 code for a protein of 58 amino acids.
CGGACACCGUAUGAAAGCGGAGGCUAGUUUACUACGCACUGUGGCCAAAGUCGAACGUUUGUCUUUAUUAACACUUUUUAAAGGACCACACACACGAGUCUAUGAAAGCCUACAAAACCCUUGAAUCAUACCAGGUAGUCAAAGCAGGAGUCAAUGACCAGCCACAUCACCCUUGGGUUGCUGUGGCUCAAGAUGGAACAAUCCUAACUGCACAUUGUGACUGCAAAGCAGGAUCCUCACUAUGCUGUCUGGAAAGCGUCUGGCUGACAUCGGCUACCGAACCUUCUCCGCCUCAAUGAUGCUGCUGACGGUUUACGGAGGCUACGUGUGUGCGGUGCGAGCAUACCACUUAUUGCAAAGGCGAAGGCAGCUGAAACUAGCAGCAGAAAACCAGGAUCCCAUUGUCAUGAAAGACUAGCAUCAGUUGGACUGACCUUUUUUUUUGUCAUCAUUGUCCAAAUCACUGAAAUGGAUUGUAUUCUAUUAAAUUUGUAAAAUGACAUAUCAUGCAAAGUUGUGGUUGGACAGGACUGAUGAAAAAAAUAAAACCUCUUUCCAUGACAAUAUAUUUGAAAAUGCUUUUCUUUUUCCUUUACAAGGAACUCAAGUGAGAACGUGAUACCAGACAGCAUAGUCCUCAUUCCUGGACCCCAAUACAAAGGCAGUGACAAUUUCAAACAUUUGGUCGAAGAAAUAGAAAAACAAAACUAAAAGUGGACUCGACAACAGCCAAAACACAAAGGUCAAAGGGCAUACAUCCACAACAAAUUGUAAAAAGGUGGAGCAGCUGCUGCUGCACUUAAACUUUGUAGCCACACUUUAACAUCACAACACAUUUUGGUUUCAAACAAGUAAUCAACGCAGUACAGUGAACUGUGUAUAACGUGAGGGAUAUUCCAGACAGGAGUGAGGCAGCAGUUUUCUUCUCCGUGUGCCAAAGUGAA